This is a messenger RNA of Spinacia oleracea (spinach), 3925 nucleotides long. RefSeq lists its product as uncharacterized. Lineage: Eukaryota; Viridiplantae; Streptophyta; Magnoliopsida; Caryophyllales; Amaranthaceae. Bases 385 to 3447 code for a protein of 1020 amino acids. The transcript has 15 exons. The record is from RefSeq and is a predicted model, not a curated record. Gene Ontology annotation, molecular function: phosphatidylinositol binding.
GUUGCCUAUUUCCCACCAAAAACAACCGCAAACUGCCCAACCGGUAAAACUCCUCGUAACGACAAAAUUCACCUCUCUACCCAGAUUCUUCAGAUUCCCCCUUUAUCUCUCUCCUCUGUACAGGACGGCGGACAGUGAACAUUCAUGUCCAUGUUCUUUUUCGUUGUCGCAAUCCCUAAUUCUCAAUUUUGACUAAAAUUUCUCAAUUGGGCGACCCAAUUUAAUCAAAACAAACCCUAACUUUUCGCGAAUGAUCUUCAUCUUCCUCGACCUCAGACAUACGAAUACAAGAUCCAAUCUUUUAACCUUAAUCAGCUCAAUUUGGGAUUUUAAUCGUCUUCGACAUUGUUAAAUUACGGAUUUUUAGGUUUUUUUUUGUAUGCAAUGAGGCGCCGGAUGGAAAGCAUCCAGGAUCUCAUUGAAGAAGCUAAAGUUCGUUUUCUAUGGUGGGCUUUAUUCAUCUUCUCUAUUACUUAUUUCCUAUCUCAUACAAGUAAGUCAAUGUGGAUGAAUAUCCCAGUUGCAGUCUUAAUUGCAAUUCUUUUGCGCCACCUGACAAAUCAGGUUGAGUUCUGUCCGAAGGUUCCAUCAACCAGAAAACAAGCAUACCUCUAUAAUUUGGGGAAGAAGCAACUGUCAGUGAAUGAUCCUCGUCUGUCUACAGUUCCUCCCCCACCAAAUUGGAGGGGGAAAUUUAAAUCACCUAUUGUAGAGGCUGCAGUUGAGGACUUUGUUGAUAAAAUUAAAGAAGACUUUGUUACGGACUUGUGGUAUUCUGCUAUAACACCUGACAAAGAAGCCCCUGAUCUGAUGCGUUCCAUAAUUUUGGAAGCCCUAGGAGAAGUCGCAGGAAGGGUAAAGGAAGUGAACCUUGUUGAUUUACUAACAAGGGAUAUAGUUGACUUAGUAGGUGAUCAUCUGGAAUUGUUUAGAAAAACCCAAGCUUCUAUUGGCGUAGAUGUUAUGGUUACUCUGUCUUCUGAAGAAAGGGAUGAAAGAUUAAAACACCAUCUUAUGGCUUCUAAGGAACUCCAUCCAGCAUUGAUGUCUGCUGAGAGUGAGUACAAGGUUCUGCAGCGUCUCGUGGCUGGAUUACUAGGUUUGGUUCUGAGGCCAAAAGAAGCACAAUGUCCUCUUGUUCGGUGCAUCGCCCGAGAGUUUGUAACUUGUUUAGUACUGCAGCCUGUUAUGAAUCUUGUGUGUCCAGAGUAUAUUAAUCAGUUGGUUGAGAUUCUUCUUCUUCACGUCAAAGAUUUUUUGGCUGGAUCAGAUGGUGAUGAUCAGUCAUCAAAGGGGGAUAAUAAUCAAUUUGUUGCUGAAGGAAGCAUACGAUCUGGUGAAACUUCAUUGAAGAAACGUAAAGACUUCCAUAAUCAAGAGAAUGAAAUUCCACAAGGUGAAAAGGAUCCGCUGAUAAAAAUGGCCUUGGAGGCUUCACUGGCUCCUUCUUCUAAUCUGUCUUAUCAAGAGUCUGCGCAGCCAAAAGUUGCUGACUGGGCACGAGUACUGGACGCUGCAACUCAGAGAAGAACUGAAGUUCUUGCGCCUGAAAAUCUUGAAAACAUGUGGGCUAUAGGAAGACACUACAAAGAUAAAAUCAAUAAAUCCGCAAAAGGGCAUCCUCCUCAAGUACCUGAUAACAAACUAGUUGGCUCCGUUGCUGGAUCAAAUAUCACUGAUCUAGUCAAAGAUGGUAGCAACAAGAAGAAAAGAGUAUCUCUUGACGUGGAUAAGGAUUCUACUUUAAAAGAAAUGGCUUUUGUCUGUGAAGUUGACGGUGAUAAUAUUAUUACAGCUGAUGGAAAUAAAACUAGGCUUAAGCGGUCCUGCAGUACUUCUGAUUUAAAAGUUGAAUCUGAGGAGAAAAGUGCUAAUAUUGGUCAAAGCCAAAGCCUUAUAAUUUCAGAGGACUUCUACAGUCCAAACAUUGGAAGGUGCAGUGAACAAAAAAAAUUAAACGAUCUGCCUGGUUCAGUGAUUCGGGCUGAGGGGUCACACUUUCCCAAGCUUAUGUGUCGGGUCGUAGGAGCAUACUUUGAGAAAAUCGGAUCGAAAUCUUUUGCUGUGUAUUCUAUAGCUGUCACUGAUGCACAGAGUAACAAGUGGUUUGUGAAAAGGAGAUACAGGAACUUUGAGCGAUUACAUCGACAGCUUAAGGAUAUUCCAAAUUAUAACUUACAUUUGCCUCCAAAAAGGAUAUUCUCAUCCAGCACUGAAGAUUCUUUUGUGCAUCAGCGUUGCAUCCAGCUUGACAAAUAUCUGCAAGAUCUUUUAUCCAUAGCUAAUGUUGCUGAACAGCAUGAGGUGUGGGACUUUCUCAGUGCUUCCUCAAAGAGUUACUCAUUUGGAAAGUCACCGUCAGUGAUGAAAACACUCGCAGUAAACGUAGAUGAUGCUGUUGAUGAUAUUGUACGCCAGUUCAAGGGGGUUUCAGAUGGCUUAGUGCGCAAAGUUGUUGGUUCAUCUUCAUCACAAUUUGAAGAACUUACAUCUGUGCCAACCAGAAACUUGUCCUUGAAUGAACGUGAUCUUAUUAUGCAUGGUUCAUUAGAUGCUUCAAUUGAAACAGCUAAUACUUUUUCUGAUAACGAAGAAGGGGAUAAAGAUGGAAGUCUUGACAAUGAGGCAUUAGAUUCCGGUGUUGACGGGAGUGGGUGGCAUUCAGAUAAUGAGUUGAACUCAAAGAGCUUUCCACCGCGUGUGGUCAAAAGAACUGGAGAUACACUACACUCGCAUGGUGAGACGAUGCGACCUUUUGUGAUGAAAUCCAACUCUGUUGGAGUAACAAGAUUGCCGGAUAUGCGUCAUCCUAUUGAUGAUCCCGUCGGAGUGCCACCUGAGUGGGCACCACCUAAUGUUACCGUACCUAUGUUGAAUUUGGUUGACAAGGUAUUUCAGCUUAACAGGAGAGGCUGGAUAAGGAGACAAGUCUUUUGGAUCUCAAAGCAAAUACUGCAGUUAGUCAUGGAAGACGCUAUUGAUGACUGGCUAUUGAUGCAGAUUAAUUGGCUCCGCGGAGAGGAUGUUGUUGCUCAAGGAAUUCGGUGGGUGAAAGAUAUACUCUGGCCAGAUGGAAAGUUUUUUCUCAAGCUAGAGAUCAGUGGGAGUGGAUUGGAUGAAAUAGACAAUACAUCUUUUCAAGCGACACCUCGAGCAACCAGCAGGAAGUCCCAAUCUUGUUCAUUUGAGAUGCAACUUGAGGAAGCUCGAAGAGCUAGUUAUGUGAAGAAGAUGCUUUUCAACGGAGCUCCAGCGCCCUUAGUCAGUAUGAUCGGUGCAAAUCAGUACAAGCGUUGUGCACGAGAUCUCUAUUUUUUUCUUCAGUCUUCGGUAUGUCUAAAACAAGUUGCCUACUCUAUCUUGGAGCUUGUGCUUGUAUCAAUCUUUCCUGAGUUGAAAGAUGUUGUCGAAGAUAUGCAUCAGAAGAUGCAGGCUCAACAUGCUUAGGAAAAACAGGAUUUAACACCAUUUGAGACGUGCUUGGACAUUUUUCGAGCAAAUAUUGCAAAGUUCAGAACAAUGUUAUUUCUUGAAGAUGAAGACCCUCCAUUCGGAAGCUUCUGCCAUCUUCCGGAACAAAUCAGAAGACGAGAGUUGGGAGAGAUCAUGGAAGACGAGGAAAGAGAAGAUGUCCAGAUACGAGACGAGAUGAGAUUUUCCAGGGCCGGGUUUAGAGAUGGGCUUUUAUUUUGGAUUUGGGUAGAGAGGUAAAAAGCUAUGGGUGUUUGUGUUAACUGUACAGAAGUGUACAGAUUUUUGUAUAGAGUUUAGUCCCACUUUUGUUACAUACGAGUAUUCUUUUUUCAGGCAACCCCCCUUUGUAAGGGGAUUUUGUAUUUAUUUGUAAAUGUGUAAAACGAAGAAUCAUAUAUUUAGAUGAUUGUUAUCUUACUAUGCAUAGUGAUUUUUGGAUUUUACCUUGAAA